Messenger RNA from Sipha flava (yellow sugarcane aphid), 4591 nucleotides. RefSeq names its product formin-like protein 6. Lineage: Eukaryota; Metazoa; Arthropoda; Insecta; Hemiptera; Aphididae. The coding region runs from base 680 to 4369 and encodes 1229 amino acids. The transcript is spliced from 19 exons. Gene Ontology annotation, cellular component: actin filament; cytoplasm; cytoskeleton. Gene Ontology annotation, molecular function: microtubule binding; actin filament binding. Gene Ontology annotation, biological process: intracellular signal transduction; cortical actin cytoskeleton organization; actin filament network formation. The record is from RefSeq and is a predicted model, not a curated record.
CUGCGCGCAUGGUACGCGCGUGGUUUUAGGCCCUGACGGGGGCGCAAACCUCGUAUUGCGUCGUCGCCGUCGCUUUUCGCGUGGCACCGAAAGUUCGGGUUUCGACAGAGCCCACCCGUUGCUCAUCAUCAGCAGCAUCAUCAAUCGCCGCGACCGUCUCCGAUAGCGCGGUGCGUCGUACGCGUCGCGAGUGCGUGAACAGCGUACCGAACACGCGAGCACCAAGCACGUACACUUGUUCCGCCGCCCUUAUCGAUUUUCCGAACGGGGCCAAACGGGCGCAACGGCGCUCCGGUUGUGCUGGACGCAGUCUUAUACACGAAAAAUAUCAGUCCCGACGUACCGUCCGUCACGGUCAGGUCCGCGUUGUCGACUUCGCCGUGCGCCCGUUGCACCACAGCCGUCUUCCGGUCGCUCCGCCGGACCACGUACGCGCGCCGACAGUUUAAGGUUGCAGUCAGUACGACGUCGAUUACACGUUUCACGCGGAAAGUGCGGAGCACCGUGCGGCGGGAAAUGCUGGACAGGACGAGCGUGUCCGGUGAGGAUAUCCGGUGGCGUCGACGUCGUCACCGUUUGCGGUUCGCGGUCGACAUUGCCGCUGACUAGCGACCGUAGUGCACCAUCGCCCGGAAAAAACUCGCCGCGGCGGCUAUAGCGAUACACCCGAGCUGCGGCGAUGGGCAACCUGCAAAGCUCAACCCCGCCAACACGUGGCGUCGGCGGCGGCGGCAGCACCAAGAGCCGGAACAAAAAGCCGUCGGUGACCGGAACGACUCGGGAUUGGCUGUUGGGGGGCGCGACGAGGGCGCUACGGAAACCAGUCGCGCCAAAGGUGGAGGCGAUGGCGGCGGCGGCAGCGGGUCACGUGACCGUGACCAGUCGUGACCUCCACCGGCAGCAGCAGACUCCCCCGACCCGCGACGAUACCGAUCGUCGUCAUCAUGCAGAUGAGCAACAACAACAGCACCGGCAGGAGCACCACUGCACUACUAGUCGUCGCCGCCGCCUCCACCACGACGACGACGACCGCGACCGCGACGAGUCGACCGCCAGUUCUUCGACCGACGAGGAGUCUUCAGUGUUUGCCGACACGCUGACUAGCCCGCAGAGCGUGUACUCGGACGCCAGAGACGAACCGGACGACGACGACGAUCGCGACUCAAUGGUGGUGAACGGCGGCGAAAGGCUGGGCGGCAGUGCCGGGCGCACGGCUUUCACCAUCGUCAAACACCGCAAAGUCGAACUGAACCCGACCAAAAUACAGUCGAAUGUCGCAAACGGUCAGGUGCAGGUAGACUCGAUCCGACGUAGCAAUAGUUCGCAACUGAGCGACGGUCCCAGAGACGGGAGCGUCCUCAGAAGGGUCGCCAAGGUCACGCUGGACCAGGCUACAAAAGAUCUAAAGCCGGUGAGACCGAAACAUGUGCCUGAAAAGUUGGACUUCAAGAACCACGAGAAGUUCGAAGGUCAAGUGCUAGUGAACUGGCUGGUUUCAUCAUUCAGCACGGAGGAACAACGCAGGGAUGCCCGGUUACUUUUGCCGCAGAUAUGCACGGAUCUGAUGACCGCCGGCGUCAUCAAACAGAUACGCGAUAAGGAUGCGGUGGUCAGCGAUUUGUUUAAAUCUGACCUCAUGUAUUACUGGGCUCAUUCUGAACUGAUCAACUCUACAUCAUCGUCACCCAAACGAAUUAGCCAAUCAUCAUGGUUAACGGACAAAUGUUCAGGUGUUGAAAAUGGUAAAGAUGGGCAAACGCUUCAAGCGUAUUCAAAAUCAGAAGAACUACAAGAAAUUCAAAACAAAACGGUUUCGAAACAGGCACCACUUAAAAACGGUAUAGGAUCAAUUCAUAAAGAAAAUAUGCCAGAUAUUGAAAAUAUAUCUGAUUAUACGCCAGUUAAAACUCCUAAGCCGACAACUUUGUCAAUCAGACGAAAAAAGUCACUAUCCUCAUUAUCCGAUAAAUUUUCGGCUCUAUCAAUAGACCAGUUAAAUAUUUCGGAUAGACAAAUAAAUGGAAACAUACCCGAUGAAAAUGUCUUGAAAAAAGUUAAUGGCGCACAUUCUCCGACUAGAAGUAUAUCCAUCUCAUCAACACCUAAAAAUAAUUUCAAAGAUUCUCCUACUUCAACAACUAGUACUAAUGGUGACGAUGAUUCUUUAUUUUAUACUCCAGUCGGUGCAAAUGAUGCAACGUACAAUAGUAUUAUAUCUCCAAUAACAACUACACCAAAAGCAUCCUCUAUUAAUAAGGUCGCCUUUAGUGAUCUAUCGCCAAUUUUGGAUCAAAGUGAUAUUAGUACUGUUAUUCAUAGUGCUGAAUCAUUAUUGAGUUCUCCUGAAGUUGCCAUAGAAGCUAUAAAAUGUGAUUUUUCGGUGAACUCUUUUACUUCAAACGAAACUGAUGAUAUUCUCCAGAAGCAAACACUGCCUGAUAUCAUUACACCAGCAUUUGUUGAAACCAAAAGCCUUCAAUCAAAGACGAAAGAAAAUACUAAAUCGUUUUUUUCUAAUAGUAACAUCCCAAACACAUCAACUUUGCUAAAAUCAGAAAUUACUGUUCCUCCUCCACCACCUUUUCCUAUUUCUGAUACCAGCAUUUCACUUCCAUGUACUUCUCCACCACCACCACCACCACCACCACCGCCGCCGCCGCCACCACCACCACCGCCUCUACCACCACAACUAUCUGUAAGUGAUCUUCCUCCUUCACCUCCUCCACAGUUACCUGGGAGUAUUAUUCAUCUUCCUUCAAAACCAACUGAGAAUUUAAUACCUCCUCCACCUCCUCCUCCCCCACUACCACAAUUAUCUGUAAGUACUAUUCCUCCUCCUCCUUUAGGUAAUUAUAUACCUCCAUCACCAUCUAAUAUAAACAAUUCGUCUAGUGGUAUACUAUCACCACCUCCAUUAUUUAAUAAAUCAGCUGCAAUCAAUGGACCCCCACCACCCCCACCACCAAUAACUGCCCCCACGCCAUUCCCUGCUCCACCAAUCGGAGGCUGGAAUGCUCAACGAGAUUUACUACGUAAAAAACCAAUAACACCACCAGUACCAAUGAGACCUUUAUAUUGGACUAGAGUAAUUAUUAAAGAACCAACUGUUGAAACACUUACACCAACUACCCCGGAUUCACCAGAUAGCUUAAAACCGUUAUGGAGUGAUUUAGAAGAAGCUCCCAUACCAAAUAUCAAUGAAUUUUCACAACUUUUCUCCAGGCAAGCAGUUGAACAAAAAGUUGCGAAAAAAAAAGUGCAACAUAAAAAAAAAAUAGAGGAAUUUAAACAAUUGUUGGACACUAAAAGAUCCCGAAACGUUGGGAUUCUAGCUCAAAGUUUACACUUAGAUUUUUCCGAAAUUGAAAACGCUCUUUAUAAUUUUGAUACAUCUGUAGUUAGCGUUGAAGUUCUUCAACAAAUUUACGAAGUGGCGGCUACAGAGGAAGAAUUGGCUUUAAUUAAAAGUCAUGUGGCAUCCCAUCCAGACCAGCCACUCGACAAACCUGAACAAUUCUUAUUGGAACUCAGUGAAAUACCACAUUUUGGCGAGCGCGUAGCAUGUUUAAUAUUCCAAUCUGAUUUCAAUGAUGCCUUGAACAACAUAGCAAGCAAAUUAAAUAACAUGAAGGCCACAUCAGGGUUUUUAAUGACAUCCGAAAGUUUAAAGAAAGUAUUGUCCAUUAUAUUAGCAUUGGGGAAUUAUAUGAAUGGAGGCAAUAGGCAACGUGGUCAGGCAGACGGAUUCGGUUUGGAAAUUUUACCUAAACUCAGAGAUGUCAAAAGCAAAGACAACUCUAUGACUUUGUUGCAUUUUAUUGUACGAACAUACAUUUACGAAUGUAAAGAACCUAUGAAGGCCACGCUGCCUGUACCGGAGCCAAGUGAUGUUGAUCGAGCAGCACAUGUAACUUUUGACGAUUUGCAUCAAGGUCUUAAAGAACUAAAAAUAAAACUAGCAGGUUGCAAAAAAAAAGCUGACAAUGUAAUACUGUCGUCUGCUUAUGACAGCUUGGAACCAUUUAAAACAAAAAUGGAAUCAUUUUUUUCAAUGGCACACAGACAGUUAGAAAAUGAACACGAGAAUUUAGAAGAAAGUAAAAAGCUAUUUAUUAAACUAAUGCGAUUUUAUCAGUUCCAACCAAAAACCAGUAAAAGUCUUUUAGAAGUCGCGCCAAAAGAUUUCUUCCCAUUAUGGUUACCAUUUUGUACGGACUUUAAAGAUUUUUGGAACAUGGAACAACAACGAAUCGUCAAAGAAAAGCUUUUGGAAAGUAAAAGAAGAACAAAAGAAAGACAACAACUAGUUAGGACAAACAAGAAAUCACUAGAAGGACUGAAAAAUCAAAUUCAAUCAAAAUUCAAAUGACUUUUACAAUAUUGAUUUCACGAAUGGAAGAUAAAAAUAAUCAAAUUUAAGACUGAACGAAGAUGUAUUGCUUAUAAUUAACUACUCAGCUAUACAUAAUUGAAUGCAUGUUGUAAGAAAUAUAUGUACCCUCCAAUACCUUUAAGAAAGCUUGAACUUUAUGGGUUCUUAUAUUUUUCUUUUUUUUUUCGUACCAGAGUUAAAAUUAUAAUAUAAAAUACA